Molecule: messenger RNA, 2069 nt
Organism: Zingiber officinale
Lineage: Eukaryota; Viridiplantae; Streptophyta; Magnoliopsida; Zingiberales; Zingiberaceae
Exons: 1
Coding region: 102-1856 (584 amino acids)
Cellular component (GO): Golgi apparatus
Source: RefSeq, a predicted model, not a curated record
CAGGUAAUUAAGAACUAAACACUGAGCUAACCGGUUCGGUCGCCCCUCCAGAAGGAAGAAAGAGAUCCAUUUUUCCAGAUCAGACUUCUUAGGCGGCAGCGAUGGGACGCGACCGGCGGUUCCAUCUCGACCUGGACCACCCCCUCCGCAACGGCGGAUUCGCCCUCUUCGUCGCCGCCGUCCUCGUCUUCACCAUCAUCGCGGCCACCUACCAACCCGACGACCCCCUCCUCCACCCUUCCUCCUCCUCCCCCUCCUCCAAGCUCACCUCCUUCCUCACCUCCAACUCCAAUGCAACAUUCCUCGCCGACGUCUCCGUGCUCCGCACCGGUGAAGACUUCCAGAACAUCUCCUCCGCCGUCCCCGCCUCCUCCACUGCCUCUGACAUCCAUGCGGUUCCUGAUCCCGCCCCCUUCAUCCAGAUCUCUGACAUCGAGACCGCGAACACUGCGGUGUCCUCCUCCGUUGCCCCGGCCGAGUGCGACCGCGGCGCCCCCGUUGACUGCUCCGACCGAGGCCUCUUCAGCGUUAUGAUGCGCGCCGCUAUCGAGGGCUUCCCGGACAUCCACUUCUACCGCUUCAGAAGUCCGAUCGCCGUACCCGAUGCCACCGACGCCUGUGACAUGGCGUGGCGCUUCCGCCCUCGCGACGCCAACCGCCCCACCUUGUACAAGGACUACCGCCGAUUCCACCUCGUCAGAUCCGACAACUGCACCCUCACUGUCGCCAAGAUCGGUGACUACCACUCCGGCGUCAACGCACGCAAACGCCGACGCUCCAAGCGCGGAUCUGGAUCCUCCCCCAGCACCGAGGCCGUCUUCGAGCCCAAGAACCUUCCGGUGGCCCAGGAGGUAAAAGAUUCGGUGCCCGUCGUUGGAGAGGCGAUUAAUGACACCCUCCCCGUAAUAGAGUCAGAAUCCACCUUCAGCUCUGGCAAGUACCUCGUUUACCUCGGUGGCGGCGAUCGCUGCAAGAGCAUGAACCACUACCUGUGGAGCUUCCUCUGCGCGCUGGGAGAAGCCCAGUACCUAAAUCGCACGCUCGUCAUGGAUCUCAACAUUUGCCUCUCGUCGAUCUACACAGGCACGGGCAAGGACGCCGACGGCAAGGACUUCCGCUUCUACUUCGACUUCGAGCGCCUCAAGGACUCGGCUUCUGUGAUCGACCAGCGCCAGUUCUGGACAGAUUGGUCGAAAUGGGAGAAAAAGGACAAGCUUGCCCUACACUUCAUCAACGACUUCAAGGAGACGCCCAUGAGCCUCACUGGCGUGAAGGACACCCUGAUCAUGAGGAAAUUUGGAGACGUCGAGCCAGACAACUACUGGUACAGAGUCUGCGAGGGGGAGACCGAGGCCGUGAUCCAGCGCCCAUGGCACCUCCUGUGGAAGUCCCGACGGCUGAUGGAGAUUGUCUCCGCCAUCUCUUCGCGCCUGAGCUGGGACUUCGACUCCGUUCACAUUGUGCGUGGGGACAAGGCGAGGAACACUCAGCUGUGGCCGAACCUUGCAAGGGACACCUCGCCGGAUGCACUACUUGCAACGCUCGGUGACAAGAUUGACAAUGGAAGACGGUUGUACAUCGCCACCGACGAGCCUUAUACCUCCUUCUUCGACCCCCUUAAGGAUAAGUAUACCACCUAUUUCCUAGAUGACUUCAAAGAUUUGUGGAAUGGCACUAGUGAAUGGUAUCAGGAGACGAAGGAACUCAAUGGUGGAGUAGCUGUCGAAUUCGAUGGCUACAUGAGGGUGGAAGUCGAUACAGAGGUGUUCUUGAGAGGAAAGAAGCAGCUUGAGACCUUCAAUGAUCUAACCAGGGACUGCAAAGAUGGCAUCAAUACCUGCCCUGCCACUUCUUGAUGCUGAUCAUGCAGUUGCUCAAAAGGGCAUUUAGCUGCUUUAGCCUUUGCCACUUGUUUUGUUCUGCACCAUUCAUCUAGUUCACUCUUGCAGUCUUGCUUCACAUUUUUAUCUGUAGAAGUGAUAUUACUAAAUGAGGUGAAUUAUGGAGCUAGUAUUUAUGUCAUUGAUGUUAUUGAAUUAUUGGACUAUGAAACUUGUUCUUCUUCUUCU